GUCGGACUCCGCGCCGCCGGUGGCGCCGCUGCACCGCAGGGGCCCCCUGCCGGUCAUCAUCGAGCGCAGGCGCAGCCAGCGGGACGAGGCCCAGGCGGCGCCCUCUGGCGGCCCCGCUGCCAGCCGCUCCAGCGCCUCGGGCGGCGACGGGCCGUCGAACUCGGAGGCCGUCACGGCCCUGGAGGAGUUCGCCGCGGCAGCGAUGGCGACCGCGGCGGUGGCCACCGCGGCGAAGUUUGGGAGGACCGUGCAGGAGGGGGGCUCUGGGCAGCAGCCGGCCGGCGCAGGAGGCGCGGCGUUGCCCGCGGCGACGAGAGCCGCGCGCAGCGACUUCGACCGCGAGGCGGACGCGUGGCCGGUGCAGGCCCCCGCGGAGGAGCCGGCCGCCCUGUGGGCCCCCGCGCAGGAGGCCAACACGCUGGAGGUGGGCUCGUCGCGGGCGUCGGUGCGGUCACAGGCCAGUUGCCGGAGGGUGGACGCCGACGAGGAGCAGGCCGAGGGCGAGGAACAGGCAGAGGCAGAGGCCGAGGAGGCGGCGGACGAGGGCGGCGAGGCGGAGGAGGUCCAGCUCGAGGGCGGCGAGGCGGAGGAGGACCAGCUCGAGGGCGGCGAGGAGGAGGACCAGCUCGAGGGCGGCGAGGAGGAGGACCAGCUCGAGGGCGGCGAGGAGGAGGACCAGCUCGAGGGCGGCGAGGAGGACGAGGCCGAGGGCGGCGAGGAGGACGAGCCGGAGGGCGGGGCGCAGCUGCUGCUGCUCGAGGACGAGCUCGGCGAUGAGGAGGCCUUCUGA
Prorocentrum cordatum is the source of this 790-nucleotide messenger RNA. NCBI's taxonomy places the organism in Eukaryota, Dinophyceae, Prorocentrales, Prorocentraceae. The record is from the annotation of a GenBank genome assembly.